AUGAUGAAGGACGACAUUGUCAAGCACGUCCUUGACCUCGACAUCCCAGAAGACCUGGUCAAGAAAACUCUGACCAAAAGACUGGCCGAGACAGGGAUGCAGUUUGAGAGCUCUGAAGCUCUGACCCAGGCCAUAUUACAGGACCACUGCGGGGGUGCCGUCGCCUCUGAAAUCCAGACUGAUUCAAAACCCGGAGCUCAGGCGGAUUCGAACCUGGACCAGGAGAACCAGUUCACGCGACAGCAGCGUCAGUGUAAGAUCUGCAUGGACAGUGAGGCGGUCAUCACGUUCGUGCCGUGUGGUCACCUGACCUGCUGCGGCACGUGCGCUGCUGUCAUCGAUAACUGCCCCAUCUGUCGCAGUCCUAUCGAGAGGCGAAUCAGAACUUUCGUCUCUUGA
Molecule: messenger RNA, 399 nt
Organism: Physella acuta
Lineage: Eukaryota; Metazoa; Mollusca; Gastropoda; Physidae
Product: E3 ubiquitin-protein ligase XIAP-like
Source: RefSeq, a predicted model, not a curated record